AUGCGGUGGUCUUCCUUGCUCACCUGGGCUCUGUUUCUCUUUUUCUUCGUGGGAGUAUUCGGAGCUCCCGUCGCCGACUCGGGACAACGAGAUAUUGACACUGUGCCUACUCUCGAGCCGAGACAGCAAUCGGAUACGACAUCGACAACAACAGAUACCAGGUCCAACGCUGCGUCAACCACUACAUCCAAUGUCUCAACAGAAACAACGGCAGACAGCACGGUUUCGAACACUCACUCCGCGCCCUCUCCCUCAACGACCAUUCCUUCGCUCGAUGGAUCAAGUGCGUCUUCUGAUAAGGACCCGAAGAAUGAUACAAAGCCGAAAUAUUCGGGUGGUCUCCCUAUUCAGCCGGAGAUCACCCCGGCCUGGGGUGUCGGAGGUAUCAUACUGCUGCUACUCGGCGCGACUCUGGCCUUUAUCGGCGUCCGCAAGAAAUGGGCUCAUAUAUUCCUCUCGACCGCAUUCCUUGCAGCCCUAGGAGUGACUGUCCUGAUUGUCUACGUGAUGAAUCCUCCAGUGAGCAACGCUGUUCAGGGCGGGUACCUGAUAGCCGUCUUUUUCACCGGCGCCAUCUUCGGCGGCCUGGCCCUGGUGUUCAAGGAAAUCACCGAGGGGCUGGGAUGUCUGCUGGGCGGAUUCUGUCUCGGCAUGUGGUUCCUGACACUGAGAUCCGGUGGACUAGUCAGCAGCAGUGGCCCGAAAGUUGGGCUUAUCGUGGCGUUCGCCGUGGGGUUCUAUUGCUUGUCUUUCAGCCACUAUACGCGCUCAUAUGGGUUGAUUGCGUGCACCGCAUUCUCAGGUGCGACUGCGCUUGUGCUUGGGAUUGACUGCUACAGUAAAGCGGGACUAAAAGAGUUCUGGCUCUAUAUAUGGGACCUGAACGAGGACGUGUUCCCCUCAGACACCUACACCUACCCGGUCACACGCAACAUCCGAGUCGAAAUCGCCGUUAUCAUCAUCGUCGCGGCUAGCGGGGUGAUAUCCCAACUGCGACUAUGGAAGGUCAUCAAGGAGCGCCGCGCAAAGGAGGAGAACUCGCGCAAAGAAGACGAGAAGAAGAACGACGAAGCCGAAGCCGAGGUUGGUCGCCAGCUCAAAGAAAAGAACGUCAAAGAGCGAGCCGAGUGGGAGAACGUGUACGGCCACGGCCACAGCGGCAAAACACCUUCCUUGUCUGAAACCGCCGUUGCGGAGGACUCGCGACGAGGAUCUGAUGGGUAUGGCUCUUCCGACAUCGAGAAGAGGGGCGAGUUCGAAAUCAAAGAAAUGACGAGCCCCGAUGACUCUGUUGGGGCAUCUGCCUACGAGACAAGCCAGGAUUCUGGAAACCAAGAUGUUCCUGACACCCCGGUUGCUGAGCAAGACGAACAGUAUUGCGAUGUCCAACCUUCGGAUGAUGGAUCACAGCAUUUGGAAGCAGAGAUGCCGAGAGCGACCACACCCGUUCCAAGCAAUACAGCUGGCCCGACGCAUUUGCAAGAUGAUAGAUCUGAGCAUGGCGCUGUGUUCGGCUCAGAAGCCGGCGCAUUGCGCUCAAGGUGCUUCUCAGACAAUUCUUUGAAGCGGAUGUCAUGGCAAAACCGCGAAGGUGCAAAUGUUACCGACUCACAGCACGAAGAUACGUUGGCUGUACCAGAAGACACCAAUUCGUCUGUCGCGGGCGUUGUGGAUGAGCUGCACGAUGUGAGCACCGGCUGCGCCAGUAUCACACCCAGUGUCCAUAAUCAGACCAAAGACAACGAUCGUGAAGAAUCAGUUGAUAAUGAAGAAUCACAAGAAGGCAAGAGUGCGCCGGAAGAAACCAAGCAGGCCGAGAUCCCAGCACAGCCAGACCCUGAGGCCAUCCCACAGACAGCUCAAGAGACGAGAAAUGAGGCAAGCAGUCAAGCCGCUGAGAAUGACCAGAGUCUCUCGCAAAGGAACAGCCAUCAUAGAAAGCCUGACAACGACACAGCACCUGAGAAGGAAAACGAAAUUUCUGCUGGAUUGAAUCAACCGGCUGAAAGCGCACCAAAGAAGUCGGAAGACUUGGACGUCGAGGAACCCCGUUCGAAAGAUGCAGUUCCCGACGCUGUAGAUACAGCAGCCAAGAACAAAUCCCUAACCAAGGACAACACACCAAAACAACUACCAUCAGCUGUUGAUGCAAAGAGCGGUGCUGAAAAAACUCAGGAACAGCAGCGUCCUUCCAAAGAAACGGAGAAAGAAACGGAGAGAAAAGAGAAGAUGAGAUUGGACACAUCAACAGUCCAAUCCAUUCCCGAACAAACCUCGAGGAUCAUCCACUCAUACCGCACAAAUGAAUGGGCCAAGAACCUGGCAGAUGCAGAAACCCCGGAUGCCGAGCCUAUCUACUUGGAGAGUGAGCUACAGGAUGACUCGGAAGACUUAACCGAAGCUCAAGAAGCCGCAACUCCAGUCGAUAUGGAUCUUCUACUACAGACACCGUUUAAUGCGCAACCACCGCCGGCUGUUAACCGACCAGAGUUCAUGGACCAGAGCACAACAAGCCCGAAGAUAACCCGGCGACACUCUGGUAUUCCCUCGCCGGCACCAUCAGCCGACGUACCUCGAUCACGACCAAGGCGCAGUGCACAGAGUACCAACAAGGUCCAACCUCCACAAGCCCUAUGUCGAACUUCGUCAGCCUCGAAGAAAGUACCGCAUGUAGCACCUGGCCUAUCGCUGCCAGAACAAGAUGACGCCGCAGCGUCAACGCGCAGGAGGUCAGCACCGUUUCUGACCAUUACCGCACCACAAGAAAGCAGUGAAAACACCAACUCGCCGCGAUGGAGCGGCCCGCCGCCCCUGUUAGCAGUGCGAGAGAACAUGGUGCGCAACCGGAUGUCCUCAACAUCCCUCCGAUACGACCCCUGGACAUCGCGCAACCAGUCGUGGCACUCCCUAGCCGAGCCAUCCCCACUCACAUCGCCAACACUCUUAUCCAUCCCUCAAGAACGGGACGAAGAGCAGGAAGAAACAAGUCAAAGCCAAGUUGACGACGAUGAAGACGACAUCCCACUUUCCAAACGCCGCGUCAUGCUGCAGCGCCAGACCAUCCACUCCCCAUCCUCGACAACCAUACAAAGCGUCGAGCCCAUCCGGUCCCCGUCAUCUGCGGACGCAGAUUCAGGGCGCUCAGCCGCUGUCAUGGCGGCCUGGCGCCACUCCGUGCGUGAGGAUAUCUCGCAACGGCGGGAUCCGUUGGCUCUCAGCCCCCGACGCCGCUGGGGUCUCCGAGUUCUGAACGACCAAGGAGCUUGUGGGGGCGAUGCGGCGGAUGCAGGCUUCGGUGAAUCGGAAGAUUAUUCCUUUGGGUUUCGUGCCACCAGCGCCCCCGUGGAGGCAACUGCGUCAUUCGCUCGAGCACAGCGGCGGCAGUGUGCGCCCCUCGCCGGUCCAACAUCGUUCCCUGCUCUCCUCCGACCGCCCGCUGUCCGACUCGCGAACCCCGUUAAUCACGUCCCCCGGAUCACUCCGAUUGCCGUCCCACCGCCGCACCAUUCAGACGAAAGCCUUCCCCUCGCCCAGCGAGACUCCCGCCCCCUCCUCAGUGUCCCCGAGAAACGACGGAGUCGACUAACACCGUCUCCCUCGAGCCUAGUGGUCGAGCGCAGUCAGGGGGAAACCGAGAGCGGGCGCACCAGUAUCGCUCUGCCGCGUGGGCAGAGACGCAGUGAACCCUCGUUCCCCGCAGAUAUGGCUGCCGCCUUCGCCGGGAGUGCAGCGAGGGAAGUAGAGAACCUGCGGCCUCCCGAGGAGGUCCAUUUGGCCCAGGAUGGGAGUCGUCGCCGAGAUGAUGACCGACCCCGUCAUGUCCAGUCACAUACCUCCCUCCGUUCCCAAUCCCAGAUCGCAUCCGUCCCAUCGCACACGGGCCAGCCCCCUCCCGACAUCGCCGAGGAGCUGGCCUGGGGCCCUGCCCAUCCAUGCUUCCCUCACCUCAAUCCCCACGUACCGGUUGGCUCACAAGAGCACCAUACAACGCGAGUGAUUCGCAUUAGACGCGACUGGAUGAUCAAGGGUGAUUUGGCGCCUACGUUCUCGAAUCUCUACCCGGAGAUUCUGGAUCCGCUCCUGUCAGAGCAAGAAUUCCGUAAGGUGAUUGCCACCGUGAACGAUGGAAUUGUCAAGGCUUUUGAUCCAUACAGUCUGCGGAACUGGUUUGAUGGGGCAAUGGGCCUUUUGACCGGCUGGGUGUGGGAUGACCUGAAUGCUCCUGGGGUGAAAAAUCAGUUGCAACAUGUGGAGAAAUGGCUGGAGAACUGGAACCGCGAAGUGGGCGCCAAAGAUGGCGUCUACAUCUGGAGUUUGCGGCGCACGGCAUACAUGUCGCUGGAUAUCCAGAUCCCCGACCCCAAGGUUGGCAUUGUGCCCAGCGAGGGACCGUCCUUGCCAAACACCAGACCCAGCACAGGGGCUGGUUGA
Penicillium alfredii is the source of this 4431-nucleotide messenger RNA. RefSeq lists its product as uncharacterized. Bases 1 to 4431 code for a protein of 1476 amino acids. Lineage: Eukaryota; Fungi; Ascomycota; Eurotiomycetes; Eurotiales; Aspergillaceae. The transcript has 6 exons. The record is from RefSeq and is a predicted model, not a curated record.